AUGGCGAGUUACCUGUACACCGCCUACCACCCCUACUCCUACCGCUACCCGCCGCCCAAGGGCAAAGGGGGAGCGGCGGGCGGCUGGCGGCCCCGGGGCAGCGGCUACUUCUCGGGUUACGGGGACGCGGCGGCGGCCGCCGAGUACUUCGACAACUACCAGCGGGCGCAGCUGAAGGCCAUCCUGUCCCAGGUCAACCCCAACCUGACGCCGCGGCUCCGCAAGGCCAACACCAAGGAGGUGGGCGUGCAGGUGAACCCGCGGCAGGACGCCUCGGUGCAGUGCUCGCUCGGGCCCCGCACGCUGAUGCGCCGCCGCCCCGGCCCCGCCGCGCCGCGGCCCCGCGAGGCGGAGCAGGAGCUGGGCAGCCCCGCCACCACCAGCACCCGCGCCGUGCGCUUCCCCCGCACCAUCGCCGUCUACUCGCCCAUGGCGUCCCGCAGACUCACCGCCUUCCUGGAGGAGCCGAGCGCGGAGCCGGAGCAGCCGCCGCAGCAGCAGGACAAGGCGGCGGCGGCGGCCGUCGAGGAGGAGCCGGCCGCGCUGAGAGAACAGCGGGAGGCGGAGGCGGCCGCCGUGCGGGCAAGCUGGGAGAAGCCCACCGAGGGUGGUGCCGAGGCGCUGGGGCAGCGCCCGGCCGAGCCCCUGGAGCAGCGCCCGGCCACCACCCCGGAGCCGCCAGCGGCGACGGAGACAGGCCAGGAGGAGGAGGUUGAGGUGGCGGUGGCAGAGGCAGCGCGGGCAGAGCCGGCAGAGCCGCCGGCCGCACCCCAGAAGCGGGAGCCGUCGGCGGGCAAGACCCGCCUGCGCUUCCAGUUUCUGGAGCAGAAGUACGGGUACUACCACUGCAAGGCCUGCAAUAUCCGCUGGGAGAGCGCCUACGUCUGGUGCGUCCAGGGCACCAACAAGGUCUAUUUUCGGCAGUUCUGCCGGACCUGCCAGAAGUCCUACAACCCGUACCGUGUGGAGGAUAUCACCUGCCAGAGCUGCAAGCAGACGCGGUGCACCUGCCCCGUGAAGAUGCGCCACGUGGAUCCCAAGAGGCCCCACCGCCAGGACCUCUGUGGCAGAUGCAAAGGGAAACGCCUCUCCUGUGAUAGCACAUUCAGUUUCAAAUACAUCAUCUGAGUGGGUUAGGGGUUUUUUUUGGUUUUGUUUAGGGCUCUUCUAGAAAACUGCAAGUAGAGCAGAUUUUUUUUGUUGUUGGUAUUGUUGAAGAUACUUAGUGAGGUGUAGCUAGGAAAGCAUGAAAAUAAAAGUACUGCAAAGCAUACUCAGAUGAUCAGGUGGGUUUGUGCUCAGCAGAGGGUGCAUAUUGCAAAUUCUGUAACUUGCACAGGGGAAGAGCCCACAAGUGUUCUGUAAAUUGGUGAUGGUUUUGGAAGUACCUGGCUCAGGGCCUUGUAGCAUUUCAGGUGGAUACGGUUUCUGUUACUGCUCCUACUCUUGAACUAGUCAAACACUUGAAGUUAACAUCAAAUCAACAUCUACAGUAGUUAGUAGACCAUCAUUCAUGAACUAAACACAUAAUAGUAUUCACUUACUGUACCCACCUGUAGUCCAUGUAGAAAGUAUCCUGCACCUGUUUUUCGUCACUAGAAAAUG
Lepidothrix coronata (blue-crowned manakin) is the source of this 1605-nucleotide messenger RNA. It is a transcript of the gene ZAR1, whose product is annotated as zygote arrest 1. NCBI's taxonomy places the organism in Eukaryota, Metazoa, Chordata, Aves, Passeriformes, Pipridae. The record is from RefSeq and is a predicted model, not a curated record. Gene Ontology annotation, molecular function: mRNA base-pairing post-transcriptional repressor activity. The coding region runs from base 1 to 1128 and encodes 375 amino acids. Gene Ontology annotation, biological process: translation. The transcript is spliced from 4 exons. Gene Ontology annotation, cellular component: cytoplasm.